CAUUACUGUAGGAGGCCACGACUGCAGACAGGACUCACAAGAGUGGCCAACGACACUGCUCGGCUACUUCCUGGUUGCACUCUCAACGAGCUUCUGAGCUUAUGCCAGCCUGGUCUUCCUCCUUAGACAAAAGAAAACCCUGGGAACAGGAAGAAGGCCGUCAAGAGGCCAGAGGAAGCCAUCGUCAUGAGAAAGUUGUUCCGAUUGAACACUUUGGGAUUCGUUGUCUGCGUCGUACUGAUCCCCUUCGUCCUUCACCGCAAGCUGAAGACCCGCCGAGGCACCGUUCUGAUUCUGCGUGAAGGACAUCACCCUUACAUACGUCAUAAUCUCCGCCUUCUAUCUCUAGGAACCCGUCGAAAGAAUCGAUCCUGCCCAAACAAGUACGAUCGCCAAGUGACCAAUGCCUUGAAACUUUCCGACCAGUUCAUCCGUGAAAAACUUCUCACAAGUGCACAUUACAACCGAACAAUCACAUACGAAGACAACUCGACGUUCCCCAAAACUGCAGUGAACGAUUUGUUUCCUUACUCUGCGUUUCUCAACACGAGUAAAGACGUCCGGCAAGUAGACAUUAUCAGCAUAGCUCCCACACACAAGGGAGAACACAACAAGAUACAAGAGCGGACGACCUGCUAUAUUAACUUCGAAAAUUCCACCAUUUCUACACCUGUCGUAUUAAGUUAUGUGUUUGAACACAUGGAAUCAAGCUACAGUACCGCGUUCAUAUCGUGCCGCUAUCCACCCCACAUUCGGUCGGUACCAGUCAGGGUCGCCUUGGCGACCACAGGAAGCAGAAGUUACCUUCGCUGGCUAAAUGUGCAGUAUUCUAGUCGUAACCACGGUUCCAGGCAUGGGGACCGAAAAGUUCUGCUCACUCUAUGCGUGGGGCCUUUAUACGAAGGCUACAAUCAACUGUCGCAGAUUGUCGAGUUCUUCGCCUAUUAUAGCGUCAUGGGCAUAGAGCACUUUCACCUUUAUCUGACAGAUGUACCGAGAGAAGUAGCAGCGCUUCUUCAGCUGAUCAAGUUCAGUGCAAAUGUGAGCAUCAGCUUUCACUUAUGGAAUGUUGACAUAAACGCAUCGCGCGUUGCUUUUUAUGGACAAAUGGGUACCAUUCAGGACUGCAUCUACCGCUCUAAGACAACUUCAGAAUACACCGUUCACGUCGACUUCGACGAGUUUCUAGUUCCGAGUGACAACAAAACGCUUGCGCAGAAAGUUCUUGAAUUGGAAAACACUACAGAGAAAAAGAAGUUGGGCAGUUUGGUUGCUCCAAACUGGUUCUUCUGCUAUGAAUACCCACCAAGACAAAACGCUUUGUGGGAGAGGCCGCUGAUGCUAAGCCGCAUAUUAGUCGUCCGCGAGCGCACGCCCUGGGAACAUAAUGUACGCUCCAAGUACAUCGCCUCCACCAGCGCCACUAUCGUAGGCGGCGUGCACUACGUCUUAGAAGCGGCGAACGGCAGUGAACACGUCCGAGUGUCGGCGAACACACUUGUUGUGAACCACUACAGGCGGUGCUGUGGACUCGUGAAUGAGAAAGCCGAGCGGGCUCUGGUACCGGACGAGCCGGACUUGCCUGAUGUAGUAAACGACUACAGAAUCCAAGCUUACGGAAUGCAAGUUUUAGCGUCGCCAGUUAUUGCGGUAAUCCAAAAACUAGGAGAGUUGCCUUAAACGUCCAGGACGGGUGCUGGAGAGUGAAUAUUAGUUUGGAUGCACUUGAUCAUGAUGUUAUUGCAUGCUACCUCUUUGCCGUAGCGGCUGAACAAUGUAUAUAAGCUAGUCAUCAGUACCGAUUGUGUUUAACUUAAUAAAGAAUAUCAUGUGUCUAAAGUAUUGCGAAAUAACUUGUGUACGUACGAGUUGCGUCUACUUUGACAAGAACACUGACAUGAGGGGAAAGUCAUUUCGCUCCUGUUUCAAUGUGAACAGGCU
Messenger RNA from Dermacentor andersoni, 1941 nucleotides. The record is from RefSeq and is a predicted model, not a curated record. Lineage: Eukaryota; Metazoa; Arthropoda; Arachnida; Ixodida; Ixodidae.